GAGAACAGCAAACACAUAGACAUUUGGCAAAAUCUCAGCCUAUCUAUCAGUCUAGCUCUGAUGAGUCUUAGACAUUAAUUACUGUAUCCUCAGUAAAUCAAAGCGCUCCACUUCAUUCCCUAGAUGCAGGCAACGUAUGGCAGAACAACGAUCUCUGGAAGACAUCUAUGUGAUUCCAACAUCUGAAGUCCAUCUACAAGGAAGGGCAGAGUAAUAGAUCCAAGAGCACACUGAUGUGCUGAGGCUGAAGUGUUUACACGCUUGGAUGGACUCAAAAAGCCGCUGAGUGAAACACUGGUGAGCUUUACAGUGUGCUGUUGAUUCUCAGAUACAGGCCGAAUCCAAACUUAACCAUGAAGAUCUCAGGGGCUUCACUCGACCUGAGUGCAACAGAAUAUGGAAUAACCCUGGACCCUACAUUCACCAUGCUAGAGUUUGACGGUCUCCGUGUUCUCCCUGUACAAACAGAUCCACUAAUGCCAGGCCAUUCACCUGCAUCAGUCCCAGUGCCUGCACCGCAGCACAGCAGUGUGAAUCUCUGUGCUAUCUGUGCAGACAGAGCUACAGGAAAACAUUACGGUGCAUCCAGCUGCGAUGGCUGCAAGGGCUUCUUUAGAAGGAGUGUGCGCAAGAACCAUGCCUACACAUGCAGGUUCAGCAGGCAGUGUGUGGUGGACAAAGACAAAAGGAACCAAUGUCGAUAUUGCAGACUUCGAAAGUGUUUCAGAGCCGGCAUGAGAAAGGAAGCUGUUCAGAAUGAGCGUGACCGUAUCAGCUGUCGUAGAGAAGGCCAAGCCGUGGGGACUCUCACCAUUGAUGUGCUGAUGCAGGCAGAGGCUUUCACUCAUCAGAACCCCUCCCAGAACCUCAUGAGGGACAUCAACACCAAGAAGAUCGCCUGCGUGGGUGAUGUGUGCGAAUCCAUGAAACAGCAGCUCCUCCUCUUAGUGGAAUGGGCAAAGCGCAUCCCUGAAUUCUGUGAGCUCUCUGUGGAUGACAGGGUGGCGCUGUUGAGAGCUCACUCUGCAGAGCACCUCAUCUUAGGGGUGGCACGACGUUCACUUCCCUACAAUGACAUCAUCCUUUUGGGAAACGACUUCAUAAUUCCUUUUAGAGGCACCGAGCAGGAGAUGUCCAAGGUAGCAGCUCGUAUCUUGGAAGAGCUGGUGAGACCUCUGAAAGAGCUGAACAUCACAGACACAGAAUUUGUCUGUCUCAAAACCAUUGUCUUCUUUGCCCCAGAUUGCCCUGGACUGCAGUGCGCUCAGGCAGUGCGCCGACUGCGGUUCCAGGCCCAGGUGCUGCUGGAUGAGGCCACUAGCGAGCAGCGAGGGCGGUUUGGGGAGCUGUUGUUGUUGCUGACCACACUCCAGAGUGUGGCCUGGCAGAUGGUGGAACAGCUGCAGUUGAUGCGUCUCUUAGGCAAAGCCAAUGUGGACAGCCUGUUGAUGGAGAUGCUCCUGGGAGAAGAAGCAACUAGAGGACCUGAAGCACUGCAGGCCUCAGAGUCGAAUCCUGAGCCACUUAUAUUCAGCGCAGCUACAGAGUCUGUCCUCUCCAGAGGAAUACUGGUGGAGCAUAUCCCAAUGCCUAACUUCACAUCGGUGAUCCUUCCUGUACCCUCUUCUCUGCCUGAAGAUAACCUGCUACCCACACACACUGGGCCCGAGGUCUUCACACAUGGACAGACAGCAGACAUGACAAGAGAAAUGUCCAGCAGUCUCACCAUGCCAACUGUCCACACGUGCCUUUAACCACAUGUAUAAAGUUUGUCCAGACAUGAUUAACUUUAUAUACUUAAGACCUUCACUUCUGAUACACAUGUGCAUUGCACACAGAAACUAAAACUGGGGAUGAGGAGUCAUUGUAUUUUAUGCAUAAUGAGCAAUGCUUAAUAAUAGUGUUAAAAUCUAACAGUGUUAAAUGUUUAAUGUGAGUGAAAAAUUAACAGACAAUAAAAAGCCUUCAAGCAGUAAUAUAAAUAUUUUGUAUUGAGAUCACUGGUAAAUGAUUGUCUAAUUUAUUGGAUGGUGACAUGGCAGGGCGUGUACAUAAAGAUUACAAUUCAACAACUCUCAUGGGUUCAUGGUUCAAUCAGAUACCAGAUGUCAAACACAUGAGGGUUGGUCUGCCUGGUUGGUUUCCACUUCAAAAUAUCUCCUUUUUUCCCCCCUAGACUUAAACAUCUAUGUUUUAUUAUAAUAUCAUACACAUUUCUCUCACUUGUUUGUUAAAAAAGUAAAAAUUAGCAGAAAAAAGUUUUGCGUUUUUGCUUGGACUUACGUUUAGUGAAUAUCAAGAUUUUUUUUAUCAAAUAAUUUGUUUAGUAAUGAAACUGAAUUUGAAUUGAUUUUUUUUUUUUUUUAAAGAGGAACUACAGCAAUGACAAUGAAAUCAGAAUUUCAGCAAGUUUGAAUAAAUUAGACCAAUAAUACUUGUACAAAAAUAUUCACCAGAGGGCGCCAAAUGCUUACUAUUAUCCUAGAUAAAGCUUUUCCCAUGACAGGAAGGGUGAUUGUUAUGCUUUCACUUUGUUUGACUAAUUUGUCCAUGAAUAUACAGUUAAAAUAAGUAGUCAUAAUUGAACAAAUUAUGAAGUGAAAUUAACCCAUCCAAAAAAAAAAAAAAAAAAAAACUUUACCUACAAAAACUGUACAAGGAGGACAAAACUAUGUUCUUUAAGUAGUUUUAGAUAAGUAAUUUCAGAUCAUAACAGAGAAUGUGCAUUUUACCAUCAUUUUUACCAUCACUCCACUAAGACAGCCAAAAUAUUAGCUUUUAAAGGGAUAGUUCACCCAAAAAUGAAAAUUAUCCCAUGAAUUACCCUCAAGCCUUCUAGGUGUAUAUGACUAUCUAACACAUUCAGAGAUAUAUUUAAAAAUAUCCUGUCUCUUCUAAGAUUUAUAAUGGUAGUGAACAGGGGGUCAUGUUUUGAAGCCCCCCAAAAAUGCAUCCAUCCAUCAUAAAUAUAAUCCAUAUGGCUCCAGGUGGUUAAUAAAGGCCUUCUGACGAUGGGUUUUUGUAAGAAAAAUAUCCAUAUUUAAAACUUUAUUAACUAUAAUAACUAGCUUCUGUCAGACAGCCGUACGCAUCGAUUUGCAGCGGAAGAGUAACCUUUGAACUGACGCAUUGACGAAGGCGGAUGGAUUACUUUUAUAAUGGAUGGAUGCAUUUUUGGGGGGUUUCAAACCCCCCCCGUUCACAACCAUUAUAAAGCUUGGAAGAGCCAGAAUAUUUUUAAUAAUAUCUCUGAUUGUGUUCGUCUGAAAGAAGAUAGUCAUAUACACCUAGGAUGGCUUGAGGGUGAGUAAAUCAUGGGAUAAUUUUCAUUUUUAGGUGAACUAUCCCUUUAAAUAGCCGUGUAUGAAGUCAAUGUUUUAUGCAGGCCUAGUUGUUUAAGAGCCUAUCUUUGGAUUUCUUCCUCCCUCAGUAGGUUAGAAACAAGUUAAAGUUAACAGCUGCGUUGGUCAGGAUUUCAGGAGGGAUAGUCUGACUCAUCAGCAGCAGAGGGGCUUAGUGGGCGGCUAUACAUCAAUAAAGAGAUGGAACAAGAAAUAUUUGCCCCCCUGGCAACAGUAGCCACAACGAGAGGAUCUGUCCAAAUAACUAUAACUGCACUGUUAACACUUAUUCAAUAGGACCUUCUUUGUCAAACCAAUGAUUUCAUAAACACACACACAUACAUUUGCAAAACUAAUCAUAGCUAAUGGAUGAGUAAUUCUUUUAUUGUACCAAGUUUAAUACAGUUUUUCUCCUCACCUGUAAAGACACGUCCCCAGCUAGCAAAAAAACUGCCACUAUGUUACUAUGAUAUUGCCAUAGGCAUUGCGAAUUAGAUGCAUUUAUGCAAUAAUGGAAGGAUAAAAAUCAUAACAGGAUAACACUUAAUGUCCUUGAAUUCCCUGAAAACAUAUUUCAUCACAGCAGUAAGUAGGUCACAUAUUUUUGUCAGUGAGCACUAAUAACCUGUUGAGAGCAUGUUUGUAAUCCAGUUCAGAUUCAGAUAUAAUUAUUAAUUUCAUGCUUUUAACAACUAUAAUAAGAUAAAUAAAUUUAAUUAGGUAACACUUUAGAAUUAUUAAUAAAUAACUAGAGCGGAACAAAUGAGUGAUGCAAUAUUAACAUUCUAGUAACUGCUAUUAACUAACAAGAAACUCUGAUUAACUAAUUAGUAAUAGCGUUCUGUUGAACGAGGUAGUUCACUAUUAGCUAACUCUUUAUUUUACAAUGUCAUUGUUACAUAGUAAUGACUCAAGUAUUACCGUAUUCUAAAGUGAAAAGCAUGAUAACUUCCAAGUAAUGACUGGAAUCAUUGUAAGCUUUUGAGGUUUUUGUAAGGGUUACUACUUCCUUCUAAAGGAAUAAUUAUGGAACUAAUUAUUUGAUACAGUAUUCUAAAGUGAAGAUAGUAAUGACUCAAAGAGUAAUGACUCAAAUGUUACCAAAUCCAUCAGAAGCAAUUACUAAUCUGAGUUUGUUGUUAGUUAAUAACAGUUACUAGAGUGUUAAUAUUGCGUUACUCAUUUGUUCCUGUGUCGUUAUUAAUUAAUGAUGGAACAGUAUUCUAAAGUGUUACCCAUAAUUGAUAAUAUUCUAAAAUUUCUUUUCGACAGAAUCUGUGUUGGUUGUAAUGCAUUACUAAGUAAUUAAUUACUUUUCCCUUGAAAAGGUAAAGCAACGGAUUACUCUUAAUUUUUCUGUAAUUUAAUAACAGUUAUUUCUGGUGUAAUUGCAUUAAAUACUGUAUAGACUAUAGAACAAUUCUAUGUAAAACAAUAGUGGAUUUAACAUCAGAAUUUAUAAUUUAGAUUUUUAAUGUAACCUUCUCCCUUUAAAUACUUUGGUCAGUUCAAGAAUAAUUCAAGUUCCAUGUCUAUUCUUGUAUUGUUCAACUGGUCAGUGUUUAUAUGGGAUUUAGAAAUAAUUAGUAAUAAGUAAGCAAUACUUUUUAGAGAGUAAUUAGUACAGUAAUCUAAUUACACUGUUGAAGAUGUAAUUAGUAGCUAGUAAUUAAUUACUUAUUAGAGUAACUACAUUUGAAUGUCUGUAAAGACUUAUUUUUAGGCCAACCUGUAAGUUAGCAUCAGCCUUGUCCCCUUAACAAAAAACCCAAUAGGAUUUUUCCAUUGUUAGCAACCGCCUUUUUCAAGACAAGUAAAAUCUUUUUUU
This is a messenger RNA of Ctenopharyngodon idella (grass carp), 5169 nucleotides long. It is a transcript of the gene hnf4b, whose product is annotated as hepatic nuclear factor 4, beta. Gene Ontology annotation, molecular function: zinc ion binding; RNA polymerase II cis-regulatory region sequence-specific DNA binding; nuclear receptor activity. The record is from RefSeq and is a predicted model, not a curated record. NCBI's taxonomy places the organism in Eukaryota, Metazoa, Chordata, Actinopteri, Cypriniformes, Xenocyprididae. The coding region runs from base 354 to 1754 and encodes 466 amino acids. The transcript has 10 exons. Gene Ontology annotation, biological process: anatomical structure development; cell differentiation; positive regulation of transcription by RNA polymerase II.